Molecule: messenger RNA, 1028 nt
Organism: Neocloeon triangulifer
Lineage: Eukaryota; Metazoa; Arthropoda; Insecta; Ephemeroptera; Baetidae
Exons: 3
Coding region: 49-687 (212 amino acids)
Cellular component (GO): extracellular region
Molecular function (GO): chitin binding
Source: RefSeq, a predicted model, not a curated record
UUCUUGCUCUUGAGUCUUGGCCACGCAUUUCACACUCCAGAAGUAAAUAUGGCACCGACUUGGCUUGUAGUGAUGGUUUUGGCUUUUGCAGCGAAUGCGAGCGCACAAUUUUUUUGCCCUCCGUCGGAGGUUCUAUGCUCGGUGAAUCGGCGAUCUUAUUCGCGAUGCCCUGACUCAGGCGCCGUUUCGGGUUGUUUGCCAGCAGCACCUUCGUGUAAUGCCGACUCGUACUGCUUUGAGGGCUACAACGGCCCCCGAGGCCCCUGCAUCCCGAUCCUCUGCAUGGUCCCCACAAAUGAUGGUCCCGUCGGAGUCCCUCAAGCUUGUGGCUUUUACUACACGUGCAGCAACAACACGGCGCUGACUUUGACCAUUUCAAAGUGUCCGAUCGGAAAACAUUUCAACUCGAGAACCAAAGUGUGCGACGAGCCCCACUUGGCCGGUUGCGACCCCACGAUAAGCACGACCACUGUCACUACGACCUCCAGCAUCCCCAUCGGUACCAAAACCUCGACUACGCCCACCACUACUACGACCACUGCAAGUCCUAUUAACAUUAAAACUAGCAGCCGUCCUCGCUCCACUACGAAGAAGAAUAAUAUAAUCAGUGGCGACGAAGAUUCUUCCGAGGAAAAUCUCAAAGUUUCUCCCAAAUUCUCAAAGCUCUACAAAUUUUUCUUCCUGUAGAAAGAAAAUUAGAAUAACUAUUGUAAUUAAAUUUAUUUUGUAUAAUAAUAAAGUAUAGGUAUUUAAAUACAAAAUAAUUACAAAAUUUUGAUAAGUUUAAGUUAAUUUUUUUAUUAUACAAUUAUUUACAUUUUUUUUAUAAUAAAUUCAAAAGAUUCCAAUGAUGACAAGUAUAACAACAAAUGUUUAAAAGAAUCAAAGUUAACUGUGAAAAUGUUUGUAUAUUUUCUAAAUUUCAAGAUUUUCCAUCGCAUAUAUGAGAUAAGUCAAUUAUAAUUACUAGCUAUAAUUAAUUAAGCUAAGAAGAUGAGCGGACAGCAGGGAGGUUUAAUAAAUUAAAU